Molecule: messenger RNA, 5096 nt
Organism: Microtus oregoni (creeping vole)
Lineage: Eukaryota; Metazoa; Chordata; Mammalia; Rodentia; Cricetidae
Gene: Slc8a3
Product: solute carrier family 8 member A3
Exons: 8
Coding region: 726-3506 (926 amino acids)
Biological process (GO): calcium ion import across plasma membrane; cell communication; sodium ion transmembrane transport
Cellular component (GO): sarcolemma; axon; postsynapse
Molecular function (GO): calcium:sodium antiporter activity
Source: RefSeq, a predicted model, not a curated record
GCUUGUCAUUCGGUGUGGCUGUCUCCCAGCUGAUAGGGUGACGUCGGGUUUGGAGGCUUGGAGAUUGGCUUUUUGAUUUGGCUUCUUGCGGAGGCUUAAUGGGCAAAGCUCUAGGCUCGCCCAGAAACCGGCCCCUACGCUCGUCCCCUCUGCACGCUGCGAGGCCGAGACGUCUCCCGCGGUGACGGCGGGCGAGGUUGAGUCGCGCGCUCCCAGCCUCGGGAAAGCCCGGGCGACGCGGCAGCCAGCCCCCGCCGGGGUCCCUCCGAGCCGCCAGGGCGCGCCGCGCUGCUCUCCGUCCCGCCCCUCCCGCAGGGAUCCCCAGGCGAAGGCGGCCGGGACUCCGGGCCUUGCCCGGGCCACUCUCGGGCCAUCCGUGUUCCUUGGCUCGGCGCCGAGGGUCCGCACUCUGCGCCCUGAGCCCUGGCCCCCCGGCGCUCGAGUUCCAAAUGCGUUGCCCCGCAGCCCCCUGACAGCUGCCAGCCCGCGAGCUCCGGCGGGUGGCCGCGGCGGACUGUCAUGCCCUGGACGCCGCUGCAGCCGGCCCGCAGCCCGCGGGGGCGAUGAGCCGCUGCGGCCGGUGAGGAGCCGGGCGGCUCGGGCAUCGCGCACCUUUCUAACCCGCCUCACUUGCCCAUCGGGCUCCGGAGGCUGAGGGGAAUCGGUCUCAGGCCUGUCAGGAGGACCAUUGGUGCUGCGGUGGAGCAGGAAGCUAAGUCUUGUGUAUGGCGUGGUUACGGUUGCAGCCUCUCACCUCUGCCUUCCUCCAUUUUGGGCUGGUUACUUUUGUGCUCUUCCUGAAUGGUCUUCGAGCAGAGGCCGGUGACUCGGGGGAUGUGCCCAGUGCAGGCCAGAACAAUGAGUCCUGUUCGGGGUCAUCGGACUGCAAGGAGGGGGUCAUCCUGCCAAUCUGGUACCCAGAGAACCCUUCCCUUGGGGAUAAGAUUGCUAGGGUCAUUGUCUAUUUUGUGGCCCUGAUAUACAUGUUUCUUGGGGUGUCUAUCAUUGCUGACCGCUUCAUGGCGUCGAUUGAAGUUAUCACCUCCCAGGAGAGGGAAGUUACUAUCAAAAAGCCCAAUGGAGAGACCAGCACAACUACAAUUAGGGUCUGGAAUGAAACUGUUUCCAAUUUGACCCUGAUGGCCCUGGGCUCAUCUGCUCCAGAGAUUCUCUUGUCUCUGAUUGAGGUGUGUGGUCACGGGUUCAUUGCUGGUGACCUGGGACCAUCCACCAUCGUCGGCAGCGCAGCCUUCAACAUGUUCAUCAUCAUUGGCAUAUGCGUCUAUGUGAUCCCGGACGGGGAGACCCGGAAAAUCAAGCACCUGCGAGUCUUCUUCGUCACUGCUGCUUGGAGCAUCUUUGCCUAUAUCUGGCUCUACAUGAUCCUAGCAGUCUUCUCUCCUGGUGUGGUCCAGGUGUGGGAAGGCCUCCUUACCCUCUUCUUCUUUCCAGUGUGUGUCCUGCUGGCUUGGGCGGCAGAUAAGCGGCUGCUCUUCUACAAAUACAUGCACAAAAAAUACCGCACAGAUAAACACCGAGGAAUUAUCAUUGAGACAGAGGGCGAGCACCCUAAGGGCAUUGAGAUGGAUGGGAAAAUGAUGAACUCUCACUUCCUAGAUGGGAACCUGGUCCCCUUGGAAGGGAAGGAGGUAGAUGAGUCUCGCAGGGAGAUGAUCCGGAUUCUUAAGGAUCUGAAACAAAAACACCCAGAGAAGGACUUAGAUCAGCUGGUGGAGAUGGCCAAUUACUAUGCCCUUUCCCACCAACAGAAGAGCCGCGCUUUCUACCGCAUCCAAGCCACCCGCAUGAUGACAGGUGCAGGCAAUAUACUUAAGAAACAUGCAGCAGAGCAGGCCAAGAAGACCGCGAGCAUGAGCGAGGUGCACACGGAAGAGCCCGAGGACUUUGCCUCCAAAGUCUUCUUCGACCCGUGUUCCUACCAGUGCCUGGAGAACUGUGGAGCUGUCCUCCUGACUGUGGUGAGGAAAGGAGGGGACGUGUCCAAGACCAUGUACGUGGACUACAAAACAGAGGAUGGCUCUGCCAAUGCCGGGGCCGACUAUGAGUUCACAGAGGGCACGGUGGUUCUGAAGCCAGGCGAGACCCAGAAGGAGUUCUCGGUGGGCAUCAUUGACGAUGACAUUUUUGAGGAGGACGAGCACUUCUUUGUGAGGCUGAGCAAUGUCCGUGUGGAAGAGGAGCAGCUGGAGGAAGGGAUGCCCCCAGCCAUGCUCAAUAGUCUUCCCUUGCCUCGGGCUGUCCUGGCCUCCCCUUGUGUGGCCACAGUGACCAUCUUGGAUGAUGACCAUGCAGGAAUUUUCACUUUUGAAUGUGAUACCAUUCAUGUCAGUGAGAGCAUUGGCGUUAUGGAAGUCAAGGUUCUGAGGACAUCAGGUGCCCGGGGCACAGUCAUCGUUCCUUUUAGGACAGUAGAAGGGACAGCCAAGGGUGGUGGUGAGGACUUUGAGGAUACGUAUGGGGAGCUGGAGUUCAAGAAUGAUGAAACUGUGAAAACCAUAAGGGUUAAAAUAGUAGAUGAGGAGGAAUACGAAAGGCAAGAGAAUUUCUUCAUUGCCCUUGGUGAACCGAAAUGGAUGGAACGUGGAAUAUCAGCGCUCCUGUUAUCUCCAGAGGUGACAGACAGGAAGCUGACUAUGGAGGAAGAGGAGGCCAAGAGAAUAGCAGAGAUGGGAAAGCCAAUAUUGGGUGAACACCCCAAACUAGAGGUCAUCAUUGAAGAGUCCUAUGAGUUCAAGAGUACAGUGGAUAAGCUGAUCAAGAAGACAAACCUGGCGCUGGUUGUGGGGACCCAUUCUUGGAGGGACCAGUUCAUGGAAGCCAUCACUGUUAGUGCAGGGGAUGAAGAUGAGGAUGAAUCGGGAGAGGAGAGGCUGCCUUCCUGCUUUGACUACGUCAUGCACUUCCUGACAGUCUUCUGGAAGGUGCUUUUUGCCUGUGUGCCCCCCACGGAGUACUGCCACGGCUGGGCCUGCUUUGUGGUCUCCAUCCUCAUUAUUGGCAUGCUCACCGCCAUCAUCGGGGAUCUGGCCUCUCACUUCGGCUGCACAAUUGGGCUCAAGGAUUCAGUCACAGCUGUUGUCUUUGUGGCAUUCGGCACCUCUGUGCCAGAUACAUUCGCCAGCAAAGCUGCUGCCCUGCAGGAUGUGUAUGCAGAUGCCUCCAUUGGCAAUGUCACCGGCAGUAAUGCUGUCAACGUCUUCCUGGGUAUUGGCUUGGCCUGGUCCGUGGCCGCCAUCUACUGGGCCAUGCAGGGACAGGAGUUCCAUGUGUCUGCUGGCACUCUAGCCUUCUCGGUCACUCUUUUCACCAUCUUUGCAUUCGUCUGCCUCAGUGUACUCUUGUACCGUCGGCGGCCCCACCUGGGCGGGGAGCUCGGAGGUCCCCGUGGCUGCAAGCUUGCCACUACGUGGCUCUUCGUCAGCCUGUGGCUCCUCUACAUACUUUUUGCCACACUGGAGGCCUACUGCUACAUCAAGGGGUUCUGAACCACCAGAGCAAGACCUCCACAGGGCAGGCCUGGAGCUUCUCCGAAGAGAAGGGCGCUUCCUCUCCAACCUCUCCAGGUUGAGCGCAGCCCUGGAGAAGCAGCAUCGGGACCCAAGCCCCAGGAACGUCACCUGACCUAGGCCCUGGCACUGCACAGAAAGGGCAAAAAAAUCUAACCAAUCCAAUGGAAUGGAGGAGACACCACCUGUCCAAAGUAUUUAAUUAACAACAAACCAACAGCAGCAACAAAUCCACCUCUACCCCAUCCUCCAUUCAUGUCCCCGAGCCGUCUCUUGUGUAUCCCACUAUUCCUUUGACUCUAGUUCCCUGCAGGGCAGGAUUUCCCCUGCCUCCCGUGACAUGCAUCAAGACUCCCUCAUUCAGCUGUUAGGGUGUGAGGACGAGCCAUCUCCACAUGGCUGAUUUUGGGGUGCUCUCUUCAUCAAAUUGCCAGUGUGAUCACUUUCGUCUCCCUGCCAGGCUCCACUUAUUGUCUUGUCUUUUCUUUCUGAAGUUAGUGACAAAGGUCCCUGAAGGAACUCCAAGUCUGAGCGACAGAUGGAGGCAUGGGCUUGCUGACACACACCCUCCUGCUCUCACAAAGCCGCAGCUGUCUCUUGGCUCCAACUCAGGGUGCAGGAGGAGUUUCGUCUGCUUGCAUUGACAUCACACCAAAAUUACAGCGCAGUCACACUCAUCUUUACGGAGGUCAUUCUGCUUCUCCGUGUUGUAUGUCAGCCCCUGUAUGUGUGCCCUCCCACAGAGACACUUGCCAAGUUGAGGCUUGGUAAUAGGAAAUAAGAGUCCCCCAUGCUGACCAAGGGCAGCUGGAGAAAUAGAAGGGAAACCCCCUCCAAUGUUCUGGUGUUUGUGUCUGAGGUGGGAGAGAAGAGGGUGCCCAACUGGGGAGGUCUCUAAGGGAAUGGAUCACAUGUAGAGGGUUGGUGUUUCUGGAGAAUGCCGGCAUUACCACCCCUCCCUCGCCAGUGCGCCAUACUCAAAAGGCUAAGGAGAUUGCUUGAAGUGAUGUGAGAAUUUGGAGGUUUCUAAGAGAACAGGGGGCCCCUUCCUCCUCUCCUGGCCUUCAGGCCACUUUUGAAAGCAUGCCCACAAGAUAGGAACUGGAAUCUCUCAUUUCCCCCAUGUUCCUGCUUGUUUUUAAGCCUCAGAAAGUUCUCGACCCAGCCUGUGGGGUAUUUCUUAUACCCCCUCCUUUCCCAGGAAUCCAAGUCAUCACAUUCCCAAAGAGCCAGGGCUCUUAGAAAAUGAGGAUGGACACACUGACACCCCCCCCCCCAGACCUUUUCCUGACGUAUUUGAAAAGUCCUGGCUUUAACACACACACACACACACACACACACACACACACACAUACACACACUACAAAACUGCCCACGGGUCUUGAGGCUUUCUGCAUUGACAUAAAUACAUUUUCUAAGACAGAAAAAAAUGAAAUUAAAAUAACACCUGUUUAAUUUUGAACACAUUUUUUUAAGAAAAAAAGAAAACAAUGUUCGUGUCCUAAGCUAUGUUGACAGUUGCUGGUGGAAAUGUUGGGUUGGUUCAAAAAAAUAAAUAAAUAAAAGUGA